CAGCCGAAAUGACAAGAGAACUGACAGCAGUGGAGGUGUACACAGCAAAGGAGCUGGUGGCAUCUGAUUGAGAGGAACAGGACUCCCUUCCUGCCUACGACAGAGUAGGAGGGCCUCUUUAAUAGCACUUAGCAACGCCCCUGCUUUGACCCUCCUCAUCUGCGAGGAAAAUCAAAUCAAUACAUCUUUCUUCAAAUCACGAUGCUUUCACAGCAGCAGUACCAAGAACAGCCAAACACUGCAGCAGCCUUCUCCAUCUCUUCUUAAAUAGGAUCAAAAUUAUCUCGCUUCGAUGCUCUCCGCAUUUCCAGACCUGGAUCAGUGCUGAAGAGACCUUCGCCUGCAUCACUGAUAGGAUCUUCCAAAGUUGUCCUAGAUGGCCAACAGAGGACCAAGCUAUGGCUUAAGUCGAGAGGUCCAGGAGAAAAUUGAGCAGAAAUAUGAUCCAGAACUGGAGGGUCGGCUGGUGGACUGGAUUAUUAUACAGUGUGGUGAAAAUACAGAACGUCCUUCUCCUGGAAGACAAUAUUUUCAGAAAUGGCUAAUGGAUGGAACACUGCUCUGCAAGUUAAUAAACAGUUUACAUCCCAAGGGAAAAGAACCUAUCCCAAAGGUCACCGAGUCAAAGAUGGCUUUCAAGCAAAUGGAGCAAAUUUCUCACUUCUUGAAAGCAGCUGAAAUCUAUGGGGUACGAACGACAGAUAUUUUCCAGACAGUGGAUUUAUGGGAAGGAAAAGAUAUGGCUGCUGUACAAAGAACCUUAAUGGCUUUAGGCAGUGAAGCUGUAACAAGGGAUGAUGGAUGCUACAAAGGGGAUCCUUCCUGGUUCCAUAAAAAAGCACAGAGGAAUCGGCGAGGAUUUUCAGAAGAGCAGCUUCGUCAAGGACAGAAUGUCAUCGGCCUCCAAAUGGGGAGUAAUAAAGGGGCAUCCCAGUCUGGAAUGACAGGAUAUGGCAUGCCAAGACAGAUCAUAUAAGUCACUCCACCUUCAAAUAUACACUCACACACUUUAGAGCAUGGCCUGACUGAGGAAAGAAAAGUAUAACUACUUUAACACUCAUGCUAAAAUCUGCUUCUAAGUUUUUCCCUCGUAAGAUUUUUGGAUCUAAAUAUAUAUAUUUUUUUCCAGCUGCAACCUUUCAACUUAAAAUGUGGAUUGAUGUGCUUGUUGUGUGCCAGUUCACGCAGCACACUAGUGCCACAUGAUGUUCAUUUCUGAACUAUGCAAAGACUAUUUUUCUGUAUUUAUUUGGAAUUUGUUACCUUCUGUACUUGUGUCUCAUUGAACUUGCUCUUGCACUUCAGUGAUCUUGUUCUCAACUAUACUUAUGAAAUACUCCUGUCCGCUAAAACAAAUAAAUUUGGGGGCUAAGGUCAGCAAAGGUUUACUCUAUAAAGAGAAAAACACAAA
Molecule: messenger RNA, 1411 nt
Organism: Pogona vitticeps (central bearded dragon)
Lineage: Eukaryota; Metazoa; Chordata; Lepidosauria; Squamata; Agamidae
Gene: TAGLN3
Product: transgelin 3
Biological process (GO): actin filament organization
Cellular component (GO): actin cytoskeleton
Molecular function (GO): actin filament binding
Source: RefSeq, a predicted model, not a curated record